Helianthus annuus (common sunflower) is the source of this 1456-nucleotide messenger RNA. RefSeq lists its product as uncharacterized. Gene Ontology annotation, molecular function: chromatin binding. NCBI's taxonomy places the organism in Eukaryota, Viridiplantae, Streptophyta, Magnoliopsida, Asterales, Asteraceae. The record is from RefSeq and is a predicted model, not a curated record. The transcript is spliced from 5 exons. The coding region runs from base 69 to 1169 and encodes 366 amino acids.
UGAAAACUGCAUGUUCUAAUUAACCAAACCAAACCAACUCAACUCCACCUUCAAAUCAACCAUCAACAAUGGAGGUUUCCGACGAAGACUACAAUCUCGAAUUCCGAUCGAUGAAAGAUGACGCGUGGUACACCUGCGCCGUCGUUCUCGACCACGGCAACGACCGCCUCCGUGUGAAGCUCGAAGGCUACAGUCAAAGCUACUUCGACGAAGUUUUCUCCAUCGCUGAUUUCUCGUCUCACUGUGAAAUCGAACAAUUUGUUCAGAGAUUCCGUCCGUUCUCCAACCCGGUCCAGGAUUACGAGUGUUCCAGAAUCGUUCAAGGCGUGAUCGUCUGUGCAGCCUACAGACGCCACGAAGAAGUUCGAUAUUUUGACGCCAUUGUUGAUGCUGUGCGUUAUAAAGAGCAUACAGCCGAGGAGUGUUUAUGUAGUUAUUUACUAUGCUGGCAGCAUGGCCCUAGUGAGGGAAAUGUAACAAAAGCAACUAUUGAGGACGUUUGUCUUCUUUCGCAUGGUGAUAUUAAUCCUAAAAUUGUUGAAUUCACAAACCUUAUGAAACAACAACUUAAAGGGUCCUCUGUUCGACCGCAGGUGUUUGGCAGUGCGGGACGUUGUUCUCAUGCCGGAUCCCCUGAGUUAAGUGAUCAUGACAUAGAUAUGGGAGGUGCGAAAACAACCGAUCGUCAUCAUUAUAUCGUGCUGGAAAACUUGGAGAAAGAUCUAUGUCCGUUGUUAAUGAUGGAUUUUAUACAAGAACAUACGUCAAUCACAGCACAAACGUAUGUUUUUCCAAGUUUGUUGCUAGAAACAAAUGCACGAGGAGCAAUCAUGGUAGAUAGCAUUACGAAGUUAAAGAGGAUUUAUGAUUUUAUAAACAAUCCAAAUCACUUAAUUACAUCUUUCUCUGGAAGGCCGUGGGUAAUGGCUGAAAAUAUUCUUAGAAGUGGAACAUUCAACACAAACCUGCUGAGCUUGCAGCCUAACUAUGAGAACUGGAAUACGGAGAAUGUGCUGAAGGUUGUUCGCGUUGGAACAGAAGAAUCCAGAAAAUCUAAACAGCUAAAAGAUUUAUAUUUGAAAUUUCGCAAUCAUUUAAAUGUGCUUGUGCAGAGGCUGGAUACGGAGGAGAAGAAGGAACCAGGCGCGUUCAGUUUCUGCAAAUUGUAAAAACUGAACGCAUGGCCCGUAGUAGGAUGUCAAAGGUGUUAAAUAGAGUUAGUUACACAGAUGGUCCCUAUGGUAAGACCAUAUUGCAGUUUUGGUCCCCCCAAGUUUUUGGAAAUUACACGCACAGUUUCCGCUAUUAACUUACGGGUGGACACAUUUGCAACAUGAACAAUUUUAGGGCCUGAGCCAGUUGUAACUAGGUUUUGGUUCUAGACUUAGGGUUGUUUGUUUCAACUCUUAAUGUGUUCUUCAGCACUUAAUGGUUCAGACUGUUCGUUUCGCGAGUA